This is a messenger RNA of Serendipita indica DSM 11827, 1743 nucleotides long. The record is from the annotation of a GenBank genome assembly. Lineage: Eukaryota; Fungi; Basidiomycota; Agaricomycetes; Sebacinales; Serendipitaceae.
AUGGAGGUGCUGGAACUGCUUGUUGCCGGCUUUAUGGAGAAAAAGGCGGAGAACGAGGAACAGAAACUAGAAACGGAAAAAGUGGAUACAACGACAGAAAGGGAGAUACUCUCACAGAUGCACCAGUUCUGUGAUGAGAUUGUAGGGCCCCUCCUCAAUGAGGUCUAUACCCCGCACAAGGUUCAUCCUCAAACUAUCGACGAGAUCAGAGCUCUCUGUGCGUCAGUCUUGCAGGCGCGGUCAACCAUUCUAGGCCUGCUACAUGACGACAGCAUUGCCUCUCGCCGCUCACUCGUCGGCCUUCUGUAUGCAACUGGGCAGUGGACCGACGCUAUACAACUUGGCAGGGCGUACCUCGGCUCCAUCGACUCGGAGCCGAGUCUGUCUGGACGACCAGAAACCAAGAAGCUGCUCGCCACUAUGCUGAGCUUUUACGACCAACCCCAGAAGGAAGAGGCUCUCAGACUCCUUCAAGAGGUCUUACAGUCGCAAUCGUUGAAUAGUGGGCCCGUACACACAAGGAUGGUGGAUAACACUCUCCUCAUCGUCGACCUUCUGGAGCAACUCGACCGGAGAGAAGAGGCAUUGCCCAUCAUUGACGCUUGGAUUGCGGAUGCGGAAGCUGCCCUUGGGAGCACCCACAGACUCGUCCUUCUGUGCAAGCUAAGGCGUGGUCUUCUCCUGGUCAAACUGGGUCGCGACGAAGUGAGGCCCAUUCUCGACGACGCAAAGGAACAACUUAGGGAGGAGGGAACUACCUCCAAUCGUCCUGCGCUGCUGGCCAAGCUCGCAAGAGCCCGUCUCCUCGUGGCACUGGAAGAAGUAGAUGAAGCAGAAGCGGCGUUCGAGGACCUUGUUGAACUCGUAUCGCAAACUCUACCCGAGGGCCACCCAGACGCGCUUAAAGUUCACGAGGAGCACGCGAGCUUUCUCCAAUCACUUGGUGAAGUCGAACAAGCUCUAGGUGUACGAGAGCAAAUCUCGACGUGCCUGAGAAACUCGCUGGGCCAGAAGCAUCCACUCAUGCUCCGUGCCCUCUUUGAGCAGGCAAGUUGUCUCGGAGCUCUUGGACGCUUUACAGAUGCACGGUCCCUCCUCGAAGAUGUCGCAGAUGGGUACGGACAAGUGCUAGGACGGAAGAACGGCCGCUUCAUCGAGGUUCUCCAAGCGCUCAGCCUGGUCCUCGUCCAGCUGGGUGAACUCAUCCGAGCCCGCAAAGUACAAGAACAGGUCGUCGAUGUCUUGACGGGCAAGCAUGGUCUCAACGACGAGAGGACGAUAGCCGCGACACUCACGUUGGCCAGCGUCAUCUGGUCCUCUGGGAUGGAGACAGAGGCACUUGCAAUGGAGACAAGAGCGAUGAACCUCCAGCGUGAGGUACUCGGCGAAAAGCAUCCAACCACGCUACAAACGAUGCACAACCACGCCGUGACGUUACAGUCUAUCGGCCGAUACUCCAACUCGCUUGUUUUGCUUCAAGAGGUUUACGCCGCGAGGAAGGAAGUGCUAGGAGAGGGCCACGCGCAUACACUCGCGACACACUUCAGUCUGGCCAUCAGUCAAGAGGGGUUAGGCAGAAACAAAGAAGCCGUAGAGACGGUUCAAGCCGUCGUUGCUCUGGCAGAGAAGAGUCUCGAGCUGGGCGAAGUAACAGAGGAAGAAAUUGAAGAGUACAGAGUUGCGCUGACGGAGAUGAGAAAGGAAGUAGAACUUUUCGAAAAGAAGUUCGGAUCGCUUCAAUGA